Molecule: messenger RNA, 1203 nt
Organism: Acaromyces ingoldii
Lineage: Eukaryota; Fungi; Basidiomycota; Exobasidiomycetes; Exobasidiales; Cryptobasidiaceae
Product: phenylacetaldoxime dehydratase
Exons: 1
Coding region: 11-1147 (378 amino acids)
Source: RefSeq, a predicted model, not a curated record
CGAGAACAAGAUGCUCGACUCCGCCAUCUGCCCACACCUCCGGACUCAGCGCUCGCAGCCAAAGUCCACCCCGGCCUCGUAUGAACCAGCAUAUCCGUCCUACUCUGCUCGCUUCGACCCAUCCAUCUCCGAGGUCGCCGCGGUUCUGAUCGGGGCCAUCGCCAGCCAGCCAAAUUCGCGCCUCGAACACGAUGCUCUCGAGUCUGUCGACCACUUCCUAGGCCAGGGUUCUCCUCAACCUCAUUAUCGCCUCCUGUGCAACUCGGAAGACCCGACAGGCCGCGAGACCCGUGCUUGGAAGGCCUACUGGCCGUGCAAGGAAGACUACCUCUCGUGGUCCUCUUCCAGCGGUUUCGCCGCCUGGUGGACCGAGUCAAAGAGGGAGACCGAGGAGCACGGGUGGCUGCUGGAGGCCUUGUACCCGACCAUGGAUCGUCUCGAGAGCGUCUUUUCCAACGAGGCCGCGCGCGAGGGAGCCGCGCUCAUGUGCCAGGGAAUGAGUGCAGCUAUUGAGGAACACGGCUACUGGGGCAGCGCGCGGGACCGUUUUCCCAUUGCGCAGACGGAUACGGUCCCUGGUGAAAAGGUCUGUCCAGUCAAAGGGAUGCUGGGUGGGGCGAAAGAGGCGAACGGCACCGCCUCCCGUCGCGUCGUCGUUCCUGGCCGGCAGAACCUCUGUGUGAUCCACUCGGGUCAGGACUGGUCGGCGAUGGAGGGCAAGGAGCGGGAGCUGUACCUGGGAACCUUGCAUCCCACGCUGCAGGCAGGCAUGCUAUUCCUCAGCAACGACAAGUACCGCAGCCUCGACGGCGACGGGAGUGCUUCAGAACGCGUUGGAUGCUUUGAAUGCCGCUUCAUGGAGCAUCUGGAUCCCGAGAGGGUGGAGCCAAGCCUCUCCAAGUCGUUUGGCCUUUGCUACUUUGACGACCUGGCCAGUCUGGAAAGAUGGAGUCGCGAGCACAAGACGCACCUCAACAUCUUUAACGGCUUCUUCAAGUACGCGGCCGAGACACAGGGCCAGGGCAAGCUGAGCCUGUGGCACGAGAUUGCCGUCUUGGAUCGGAGCCAGCAGUAUUUCGAGUACGUCAACUGCCCACCCGGGACAGGUAUGCUGGCGUCGGUGCAGAAGCCAAUCAAGGAUCUGUAGUAUUGUCUUCCUGCGUCUCUCUCUCGACUUUCAGAAAUUGCGAUGAUCUCUCCUUU